This is a messenger RNA of Fusarium fujikuroi IMI 58289, 10140 nucleotides long. Its product is annotated as probable splicing factor PRP8 (U5 snRNP). Lineage: Eukaryota; Fungi; Ascomycota; Sordariomycetes; Hypocreales; Nectriaceae. Gene Ontology annotation, biological process: spliceosomal tri-snRNP complex assembly; mRNA splicing, via spliceosome. Bases 1 to 10140 code for a protein of 3379 amino acids. Gene Ontology annotation, cellular component: U5 snRNP; catalytic step 2 spliceosome. Gene Ontology annotation, molecular function: U1 snRNA binding; U5 snRNA binding; protein binding. The transcript has 5 exons. The record is from RefSeq and is a predicted model, not a curated record.
AUGGAUUGUAUUCAGUAUAAACUUCGACUUACACCCAAGGUGCGAGAGUCACGUGAAGAGACCCACAUUGGAGCGCGUCUCAAGACCAUGGCCCAGAAUUUAUCCGCUUUGGAACCGCUUCACGAUUCAUUCCUUUCUCCCCAGCGCAUCAAGAAACAAUCAUGUCGCAGCUUCCUCCGCCUCCUCCCCCAGGAUGGGGGACCUCCUCCUCCUCCUCCUCCUCCGCCCUCUUCUUCGCUGCCUCCUCCUCCUUCAACCCCAGCUCCACCUCCUCCAGGUUUUCGGCCUCCAACAGACACCCAGAUGGCUAAAUUCGCCCAGAAAAAGAACGAAUGGGUGAGGUCGCGCCGAAACCGCUUUGGGGAGAAACGAAAGGGUGGGUUUGUGCAGACCCAAAAGGCUGAUAUGCCUCCCGAACAUCUCCGAAAAAUCGUCAAGGAUAUUGGUGAUGUCUCACAGAAGAGAUUCACAAACGAUAAAAGAAGCUAUUUAGGGGCACUGAAGUUCAUGCCACACGCAGUUCUGAAGCUCCUCGAGAACAUGCCGAUGCCAUGGGAAUCGGCGCGAGAAGUCAAGGUGCUCUAUCAUGUAAACGGAUGCUUGACUUUGGUCAACGAGAUCCCGCGUGUUAUCGAGCCUGUCUUCUUUGCGCAGUGGGCUAUGAUGUGGACAUUUAUGCGCAAAGAAAAGGCCGACAGACGACUAUUCAAGCGCAUGCGAUUCCCACCUUUCGACGACGAAGAGCCUCCCCUGUCGUGGGCCGAAAACUUGGAGGAUGUUGAGCCCCUCGAGCCCAUUCAAAUGGAGUUGGACGAAGAAGAUGACGAGGCCGUAUAUGAAUGGUUCUACGAUCACAGACCCCUUCUGGACACACCGCACGUCAACGGCCCAAGCUACAAGGCCUGGAACCUCACACUACCUCAGAUGGCGACAUUAUUCCGUCUGAGUCGACCACUUGUUUCUGAUGUCGUUGACAAGAACUACUUCUAUCUCUUCGACCUUAAGAGCUUGUUAACAGCCAAGGCUCUCAACGUCGCCCUUCCUGGUGGCCCUCGUUUCGAACCACUGUACAAGGAUAUCGACCCUAACGACGAAGACUUCGGCGAGUUUAAUGCGAUUGAUCGUAUCAUUUUCCGAAACCCCAUUCGAACCGAGUUCAGGGUCGCCUACCCGUACCUCUAUAAUUCACUACCAAGAAGCGUUCAUUUGUCGUGGCACUCACAUCCUCAGGUCGUAUUCAAUCGUGCGGAUGACCCUGAUCUUCCGACGUUCCAUUUCGAUCGUCGCAUCAACCCCAUCUCGUCGCGAACCGUCGCACCCAAGAAUGUGGAGAUUUCCCACGAGGACGAGAUAUUUGGCGCUGGUAACAUUGAGGAGUCCGAAGACGAUGCCUUUGAGCUGCCUGCUGGAGUCGAGCCGUUCCUUGCCGACGAGGAUAUCGAGAAUGAGAACACAUCAUCUGCUGUCGAACUUUGGUGGGCACCUUACCCAUUUGACCGACGAUCUGGACGCAUGGUUCGAGCACAAGAUGUGCCUCUCGUCAAACAGUGGUACCUCGAGCAUCCUCCCUCGGAUCGACCUCCAGUCAAGGUCCGAGUCUCGUACCAGAAACUCCUCAAAAAUUUUGUAUUGAAUGAAUUGCACAAGAAGAAGCCCAAGGCGCAAAACAAGCAGAACUUGAUGCGAUCACUCAAGCAAACUAAGUUCUUCCAACAGACAACCAUCGAUUGGGUCGAGGCUGGUCUGCAGGUUUGUCGCCAGGGUUUCAACAUGCUGAACCUCCUUAUCCACCGCAAGAACCUGACGUAUCUUCACCUCGAUUACAAUUUUAAUUUGAAGCCUGUCAAGACCUUGACUACCAAGGAGCGAAAGAAGUCACGUUUCGGAAACGCUUUCCAUCUCAUGCGAGAGAUCUUGAGACUUACAAAGCUUAUCGUUGAUGCCCAAGUUCAGUAUAGACUUGGAAACAUUGAUGCCUUCCAACUUGCAGAUGGUAUCCUGUACGCCUUCAACCACGUUGGUCAGCUGACGGGCAUGUACCGAUACAAAUAUAAGCUGAUGCAUCAGAUUCGAACCUGCAAGGAUCUGAAGCAUCUCAUUUACUAUCGGUUCAAUUCUGGACCUGUCGGUAAGGGUCCUGGAUGUGGUUUCUGGGCUCCCGCUUGGAGGGUCUGGCUUUUCUUCAUGCGAGGAAUUAUUCCUUUGCUUGAGAGAUGGUUAGGAAACCUUUUGUCUCGUCAAUUUGAGGGUCGCCACAGUAAGGGAGUUGCAAAGACCGUCACCAAGCAGCGUGUGGAGUCUCAUUUCGAUUUGGAGCUCCGCGCGUCCGUUAUGGCUGAUCUUAUGGACAUGAUGCCCGAGGGUAUCAAGCAGAACAAGGUCAAUACCGUGCUUCAGCAUUUGUCCGAGGCCUGGAGAUGUUGGAAGAGUAAUAUCCCCUGGAAGGUUCCAGGCUUGCCUGCACCCAUUGAGAACAUCAUUCUUCGAUACGUCAAAUCCAAGGCCGAUUGGUGGAUCUCAGUUGCCCACUACAACCGUGAGCGUAUUCGACGCGGAGCUACCGUUGAUAAGACUGUCGCCAAGAAGAACGUUGGUCGUUUGACUCGACUUUGGCUCAAGGCUGAGCAAGAACGCCAGCAUAACCACAUGAAGGAUGGCCCUUACGUAUCCUCCGAAGAAGCCAUUGCCAUCUACACAACUACCGUGCAUUGGCUUGAGUCUCGCAAGUUCUCUCCUAUUCCCUUCCCAAGUGUUUCUUAUAAGCACGACACCAAGAUCCUCAUUCUUGCACUUGAGCGCCUCAGGGAGGCAUAUUCAGUUAAGGGCCGUCUCAACCAGAGUCAACGAGAGGAAUUAGCUUUGAUUGAGCAAGCAUAUGAUAGCCCUGGAACCACAUUGGAGCGAAUCAAGCGAUUCUUGCUUACCCAGCGAGCUUUCAAGGAAGUCAACAUCGACAUGAAUGACAACUACAGCACCAUCAACCCUGUCUAUGAUAUUGAGCCUAUCGAGAAGAUUAGCGAUGCUUACCUGGAUCAAUAUCUGUGGUAUCAAGCAGAUCAGCGACACCUUUUCCCUGCCUGGAUCAAGCCAUCAGAUUCCGAGGUCCCGCCUUUGCUUGUUUACAAGUGGGCACAGGGUAUCAACAACCUCGACCGUGUAUGGCAGACUGAGAACGGUGAAUGCAAUGUCAUGAUUGAGACGGAACUAUCCAAGGUUUACGAAAAGAUGGAGCUCACGCUUCUGAACUCUCUUCUCAGACUGAUUAUGGACCACAAUUUGGCGGAUUAUAUCACAGCCAAGAACAAUGUCCAGCUCACCUACAAGGACAUGAACCAUGUCAACAGUUAUGGCAUGAUCCGUGGCUUACAGUUCUCUGCAUUCGUGUUCCAAUUCUAUGGUCUUGUACUGGAUCUUCUGCUUCUGGGUCCUCAGCGAGCCAGCGAGAUUGCUGGACCUCCUCAAAGCCCCAACGACUUCUUGCAAUUCCGCGACCGCGAGACUGAGUCCAGUCAUCCUAUCCGACUCUAUACUCGAUAUAUCGACAAGGUUUGGAUCUUCCUCCGAUUUACUGCUGAGGAGUCUCGAGACCUCAUCCAAAGAUUCCUUACCGAACAACCCGACCCUAACUUUGAGAACGUUAUCGGAUACAAGAGUAAGAAGUGCUGGCCAAGAGAUUCUCGCAUGCGUCUGAUGCGUCAUGAUGUGAACCUCGGACGAGCUGUCUUCUGGGAUAUGAAGAACCGUCUGCCCCGAUCCGUAACAACGAUUGAGUGGGAUGAAAGCUUUGUCAGCGUUUACAGUCGUGAUAACCCGAACUUGCUCUUCUCUAUGUGUGGUUUCGAAGUCCGCAUUCUCCCCAAGAUUCGCAACCAGAAUGAAGAAUUCCCGGUAAAGGACAGUGUGUGGUCCCUCGUCGACAAUACCACAAAGGAGAGGACGGCGCACGCUUUCCUGCAAGUCACCGAAGAGGAUAUUCAAAAGUUCAACAAUCGUAUUCGACAGAUUCUCAUGUCGUCGGGCUCUACAACUUUCACCAAGAUUGCGAACAAGUGGAACACGGCGCUGAUUGCACUCUUUACUUAUUAUCGUGAGGCGGCCGUAUCGACCGUCGACCUGCUUGAUACGAUUGUCAAGUGCGAGACCAAGAUCCAAACUCGAGUCAAGAUUGGUCUGAACUCCAAGAUGCCUUCUCGUUUCCCUCCUGCCGUCUUCUACACCCCCAAGGAGCUUGGUGGUCUUGGUAUGAUUUCGGGCUCACAUAUUCUUAUUCCUGCCAGUGAUAAGCGUUGGUCAAAGCAAACCGACACUGGCGUUACUCAUUACAGGGCAGGAAUGACCCACGAUGAGGAGACCCUCAUCCCGAAUAUUUUCCGAUACAUCAUUCCUUGGGAGGCUGAGUUCAUCGACUCUCAACGUGUCUGGACAGAAUAUUCUCAGAAACGUCUUGAAGCCAAUCAACAGAACCGUCGUCUUACACUCGAGGAUCUCGAAGAUAGUUGGGACCGCGGUCUUCCUCGAAUCAACACCCUGUUCCAAAAGGACCGAAGCACCCUGAGCUUCGAUAAGGGUUUCCGAGCUCGAGCUGAAUUCAAGAUCUAUCAAUUGAUGAAGAAUAAUCCUUUCUGGUGGACUAGUCAACGUCAUGAUGGAAAAUUGUGGAACCUGAACGCUUAUCGUACCGAUGUGAUCCAGGCAUUGGGUGGAGUUGAGACCAUCCUUGAACACACCCUCUUCAAAGCCACUGGGUUCCCUAGCUGGGAAGGUCUUUUUUGGGAGAAGGCCUGUCUUGCGUGGAAUACACGCCUUUUACGUUACGAUCAUUCCGAGGUUUUGGUCCAAGAUGUCAAAGAGGGUGACCUGCUACUCGGCCCCGAUGGAGGUCCACGAAGAGCUUUCAACAUCGUGAACGGUGCAGAACGUCUGUAUCGUAUCAAAUUCGGCCAUGCUAAGGAAGAUCUCGUGGUUACUCCUAACCAUAUCUUGGUCCUUCAUAAAGAACGAGCAGGCAGUAAUGUCUACGAUGGCCCUGCUCCUAUUGAGCACCGUGCACGAAUCGAGGAGCAAAUUAGUGAUUUGCCAGAGCCUAGCUCUGAUCCUGGUGAUCCAAGUCGACCAAAGAAUCUCACUAAACAACGUGAAAGCUUCAUGGACGCCCUCAGGAGUGCCCUGGCCGUGUUACUAAGGGCUGAGCGAAACACACAAGGACAAGGCCGCCUUCGAAAUGCUCUCAAUGGUACGCAAGGUAUUGGAACGUGCCCAGAGUCCUACAGGGUCAGGAUUCCUGGUACUGGGAGUAACUCCGUAUUUCAGGUCUAUGCUUGGGGUAACCCUGAGAAAGUCAUUCGUGGUCAUCCCGAUCAUCCGGUAGUCUUCUGUUCAAGCAAGGAAGAAGCGUUCGCGGCAGCGGUUGCCAAGAGUCGUGAGCUGCACGAUGCAGGAGAAGUCACUCUCAGUAAUCUUCGCCGCCGUUUCCUUGAAAAGUCGUCGAACGGCAAAUAUGGGUAUAUCAAACUCGACAGCAACUUGCCAGGCCUCUACCUGCAUUGGAACAAGAACCGGUCAAACUUGAGGAUACGAGUCUUCUAUAGUGGACCAACCCAGAGGGUUGAACGUUACUUUGCCUUCCCAUCACUACCAGAUGGCGACAGUCUUCGUAUCCAGACUGACUCUGGCCUUGACGACGGCUCCGGUGAAGACGACUCCGGUGAAGAUGACUCCGAAGUGGAUGACCCAACUCUGACAGCUCUGGACGCCCCGGAAAUUUCUGCCAGCCGUCGUUACGAUACCGUAGAGAUGACCGCCGAGGAGUUUGCAGCACUGGAUGCUAAAGAUUGGAGCAAGUACAGACUCUUUAGGUCCCCUGGUUUCGAGUUGCUUGAGCAGCCGGUGCCCAUUGACCCGUACUUUUUAGGACUCUGGCUUGGCGAUGGUUCACGGUCAUCGACCGUAAUAAUGAACAACCAUGAGGCUGAGAUUCGGGACUUCUUGGUUCAGCACGCUGCAGAGAUUGAUCUUCACCUGGUCUGGCAAGGAGGAUUGAGGUACUCAACCGUAGGAACCACCACCGUCAGUGAGCGUCCUCUUCCGGCGUGCACCGUGCCCAAGCCUCUCAACCGCCCUGAGAGACGUCAGACUUGGCGCUCUAUUAUCAAGCAGCGUCUUGCGGCUGGGUGGACGUUCCAAGAAAACCGACUGCCCGGUGAAGCUCGUAUCUGGCAACCACCAAAGCAAGCUUCUAGUGAUGUGCACGAUGCACAGAAACGAGUUACGAGUGUCGUAGACUCUAACGAGACAGACUCCCCGGAUCGACUCUCCGCUCCCGUGUACGAUGCACAGAGACGAGCUAUCAGUGUCGUACCCGAUUCUAACGAGACUGACUCUCAGGAUCGUCUCUCCAGUCCCGUGUACGACGCACAGAAACGAGCUAUGAGUGUCGUACCCGAUUCCCAAGGGACUGACUCUGAGGACCGACUCUCCAGUCCUGUGCACGAAGCACAGAAACGAGCUUUAGAUGUCGUACACGAUUCUCAGGAGACUGACUCUCAGGACAGACUCUCCAGUCCUGUGCACGAUAUCAGUCCCGAGCACGAUGCACAGGACCCCGAGUCUCAGAAGUCUGCUUCGAUGGCCUCCGAUCCACCGCAGCCUAUGUCACAGGAUGCUGGUUCACAGGGCCGUGGCCUACCAGAGUCAGUCAGUCUGAAGCACUUGCUGAGCAGUCCCCUGAGCUCUGCUCCGGUGUCACCUCAACGACGCCGUGUUGGUGAUGUUAUGCCUGACCUUGGUUCAUCAUUUACGUCGUCCCUAGUCUUCCGUGAACGACACUCGCCACCUGCACUGUCGAUUCCCGAGGAUGCUCUGUCCCAACUGAGGUCUGACGAUAAGCUCAUGAGUCUCGUUGGUGAGCCUGCCGUCGACGAAGAAUACGACGACGACGAUGCCGAUAACAUCGACCUCGUUGAAACUACCAGUGAGAGUAUCGAAUUCGAUGACGAAGAUGGCGAGCCCCAAAACCAACAUCAUACUCGCUUGCAGACAGGUGCUCGAGCCUACGGUGAACUAACUCGAGAAGAAGAGGACCGACUUGUUGAAGAGGUAACUAUGCACCGUGCAGGGCCCUCUGGUGUCAACACGCUCCUUGAAGCGCUUCGUAACCUUGAUCUAUAUACCCCGAAGUCAGUCACCGGUCAUGAGCACGAUAAGAAGCAUAUACCCACUGAGUACCUGAAUAACUCACGCUCCGUUCGACUUCGUCUUCUGGCCGGCCUUUUAGACACCGAUGGUUAUUAUAAGCCUGAUGACAACAUUUUCGUAUUCACUCAAAGUGAGCUUUGGCACUCUAGACUAUUCUGGAAUACGGUCGCCCUCGCCCGUUCUCUUGGCUUCACCGUAUGGACUACGAAAACAGAAGUAUGGGUACCGAGGGGUACGCACAAGACUCCUCAACUAAUUGCUAAAAUACGAGGCAACGUCGUAGAGAUCCCGUGUCUUCUCGCGCGUAAGAAGGCUUCGGAGCGUUUCGUACCGCAGAGUCAUAGUUUCGUGAUCAAGGAUAUACGGCUGGAGGAAGAAAGUACGAAAUGGGCUGGUUUCCGAGUUGAUCGUGAUCAACUUUAUCUACGACACGACUACAUCGUACUCCACAACAGUGGCUUUGAAGAAUCGAUGAAAUUCAAGAAAUUGACUAACGCUCAGCGUAGCGGGCUUAAUCAGAUUCCCAACCGUCGCUUCACUUUGUGGUGGUCACCCACCAUCAACCGAGCCAACGUCUAUGUGGGUUUCCAGGUUCAGCUUGAUUUGACGGGCAUUUUCUUGCACGGAAAGAUUCCUACUCUGAAGAUCUCGCUUAUCCAGAUCUUCCGAGCUCAUUUGUGGCAGAAGAUCCACGAGUCUGUUGUUAUGGAUCUUUGCCAGGUAUUCGACCAGGAACUGGAAUCUCUCGGCAUCGAAACAGUUCAGAAAGAGACUAUUCAUCCUCGAAAGUCUUACAAGAUGAACAGUUCAUGUGCCGAUAUCCUUCUUUUCUCUAAUCACAAGUGGAAUGUGACCAGACCUUCACUUCUUUACGAUACCAAGGAUGUUAUUGAACAGACCACUACCAACAAAUUCUGGAUUGAUGUUCAGCUCCGAUAUGGCGAUUACGACUCACACGAUAUUGAACGGUACACACGUGCCAAGUAUCUCGACUAUACGACAGAUAGUGCCAGUAUUUACCCCUCAGCUACUGGUCUCAUGAUUGGUAUUGAUCUUGCCUACAACCUCUACUCUGCUUAUGGCAUGUACUUCCCUGGUCUCAAGGUUCUUGUGCAGCAGGCUAUGGCCAAGAUCAUGAAGGCCAACCCCGCUUUGUACGUUUUGCGCGAGCGUAUUCGAAAGGGUCUACAGCUCUACGCUUCUGAGAGUAACCAGGAGUUCUUGAACUCCCAGAACUACUCGGAGUUGUUUAGCAACCAGACACAGUUGUUUAUCGAUGACACAAACGUCUACCGUGUCACCAUUCACAAGACCUUUGAGGGCAACUUGACAACCAAGCCUAUCAACGGUGCUAUUUUCAUCUUCAACCCAAGGACCGGACAGCUUUUCCUGAAGAUCAUUCACACUAGUGUCUGGGCUGGACAAAAGCGUCUUGGUCAGCUCGCCAAAUGGAAGACAGCCGAAGAAGUCGCUGCUCUGAUCCGAUCAUUGCCUGUGGAAGAACAACCCAAGCAGCUCAUUGUGACAAGAAAGGGUCUUUUGGACCCUCUCGAGGUCCACUUGCUUGACUUCCCCAAUAUUUCUAUUCGGGCUUCAGAGCUUCAGCUUCCCUUCCAGGCAGCUAUGAAGGUGGAGAAGCUUGGAGACAUGAUUCUGCGUGCCACUGAACCUCAGAUGGUGCUUUUCAACCUGUACGACGAGUGGCUGAAGAGUAUUUCAUCUUACACUGCCUUCUCUCGUCUUGUUCUUAUUCUGCGCGCGCUCCACGUCAACCCCGACAAGACCAAGCUCAUCCUCCGACCUGACAAGACUGUCAUUACACAUGAGCACCACAUUUGGCCAUCACUGUCAGAUGAGGAUUGGAUCAAGGUUGAAACGCAGCUUCGAGAUCUUAUCCUGAAUGAUUACGGCAAGAAGAACAAUGUCAAUGUCUCCAGUUUGACAACCAGUGAAGUGCGAGACAUUAUCUUGGGUAUGGAAAUCUCAGCCCCGUCAAUGCAACGUCAACAAGCCGCCGAGAUUGAGAAGCAACAACAAGAGCAGGCACAGUUGACGGCUGUGACGACCAAGACCCAGAAUGUCCAUGGCGAAGAGAUCAUUGUUACUACAACUUCGCAGUUCGAGCAGCAAACGUUUGCCUCCAAGACCGAAUGGCGAACACGAGCUAUUGCUACAUCCAACUUGCGCACACGAGCAAAGAACAUUUACGUCUCGUCGGUCGAUAAUGAUCUUGACGAUAUCACAUACGUCAUGCCAAACAACAUUCUGAAGCGCUUCAUCACCAUUGCUGACCUCAGAGUUCAAGUGGCCGGCUACCUGUACGGUUCCUCAGCCCCCGACAACGACCAGGUCAAGGAGAUCAAGUGUAUUGUCAUGAUCCCCCAGAUUGGCGGCCUCCGCAACGUCCAAUUACCCCAGCAACUUCCUCAGAGCGAGUUCCUCGAAGGAAUGGAGCCUCUGGGUGUGAUCCACACCUUCUCUGGCAGCGAACUACCUUACAUGUCUGCCAUGGAUGUGACAGAACACUCAAAGCUCCUCGAUGCGCAUAAUGAGUGGGACAAGACCAACACGGUCACGGUCUCGGUUGCAUUCACACCUGGCAGUGUAUCUCUAUCGGCGUGGGGCCUUACACCGGCAGGCUACAAGUGGGGAGCUGAGAACAAGGACACACAGAGUGAUCAACCUCAAGGAUUUACUACAACAAUGGGCGAGAAGCGAAAGCUGUUGCUGAGCCCAAGGUUCAGGGGAUUCUUCUUAGUACCGGAUGAUGGCAAGUGGAACUACAGCUUUAUGGGUAACGCGUUUGCUGGAAUGGAGAAGAGGCCUGUCCACGUCAAGCUGGAUACGCCACUCCCGUUCUAUAGCGACCAGCACAGACCAGUGCAUUUCGUUAACUUUGCGGAACUGGAGGAUAUUUGGGUGGACCGAUCGGAUAACUUUGCUUAA